UUUAAUUUAGAUUCAUACUUUACAAACAAAAGAUCUUAUGCAGAAAACACACUUGCAUCACAUUUUACUCUCGGUACAAGCUCAUCCUCUGCGCGAGAUAGUAAUUAUCCUCAAAUACUAAAAACUCCAUUAUCUGCUGGAAAUCCCCAGAGACCAGGUUAUAAAAGUUGGACACUGCAAAUGGAAUAUUCAGCUACAUCCUCAUCUGCAGUUUCUGCACACUCUCCAUCAGUUAUUGUAGCUGUUGUAGAAGGGAGAGGACUUGCCAGAGGUGAAAUAGGAAUGGCAAGUAUUGAUUUAAAAAGCCCACAAAUUAUAUUAUCUCAGUUUGCAGACAACACAACAUAUGCAAAGGUGAUCACUAAACUCAAAAUUUUAUCACCUUUGGAAAUAAUAAUGUCAAAUACUGCCUGUGUUGUGGGGAAUUCAACCAAGUUGUUUAGUCUCAUCACAGAAAAUUUCAAGAACGUUAAUUUCACUACUAUCCAAAGGAAAUACUUCAAUGAAACAAAAGGAUUAGAGUACAUUGAACAAUUAUGCAUAACAGAAUUCAGCACUGUCCUAAUGGAGGUUCAAUCCAAGUAUUACUGCCUUGCAGCUGUUGCAGCUUUAUUAAAAUAUGUUGAAUUUAUUCAAAAUUCAGUUUAUGCACCAAAAUCGCUGAAGAUUUGUUUCCAGGGUAGUGAACAGACAGCUAUGAUAGAUUCAUCAUCAACCCAAAACCUUGAAUUAAUAAUUAAUAAUCAAGACUCUAGGAGCAGUCACACACUCUUUGGUGUUCUAAAUUACACUAAGACUCCUGGAGGAAGUAGAAGACUUCGUUCUAAUAUAUUAGAACCUCUAAUUGAUGUUGAAACCAUUAACAUGAGGUUAGAUUGUGUUCAAGAACUGCUUCAAGAUGAGGAACUCUUUUUUGGACUUCAGUCAGUUUUAGCAAGAUUUCUUGAUACAGAGCAGCUUCUUUCUGUUUUAGUCCAAAUUCCAAAGCAAGACACGGUUACUGCAGCGGAAUCAAAGAUAACAAAUUUAAUAUACCUAAAACAUACCUUGGAACUCGUGGAUCCUUUAAAGAUUACUCUGAAGAACUGUAACACACCUUUAUUAAGAGCUUACUAUGGUUCCUUGGAAGAUAAGAGGUUUGUAAUCAUACUUGACAAGAUUAAAACAGUAAUUAAUGAUGAUGCAAGAUACAUGAAAGGAUGCCUGAACAUGAGGACUCAGAAGUGCUAUGCAGUGAGGUCUAACAUAAAUGAAUUUCUUGACAUAGCCAGAAGAACAUAUACAGAGAUUGUAGAUGACAUAGCAGGAAUGAUAUCGCAGCUUGCAGAAAAAUAUAGUCUUCCUUUAAGGACAAGUUUUAGCUCUGCUCGAGGAUUUUUCAUUCAGAUGACUACAGAUUGUACAGCCCUACCCAAUGAUCAGCUUCCUUCAGAGUUUAUUAAGCAGAUUUCUAAAGUGAAAAAUUCUUACAGCUUUACAUCAGCAGAUUUAAUUAAAAUGAAUGAAAGAUGCCAAGAGUCUUUGAGAGAAAUCUAUCACAUGACUUACAUGAUAGUGUGCAAACUGCUUAGUGAGAUUUAUGAACAUAUUCAUUGCUUACAUAAACUGUCUGACACUGUGUCAAUGCUGGAUAUGCUCCUGUCAUUUGCUCAUGCCUGCACUCUUUCUGACUAUGUUCGGCCGGAGUUUACUGAUACUUUAGCAAUCAAACAUGGAUGGCACCCCAUACUUGAAAAAAUAUCUGUGGAAAAACCUGUUGCCAACAAUACCUAUAUUACAGAAGGGAGUAAUUUUUUUAUCAUAACUGGACCAAAUAUGAGUGGGAAAUCCACAUAUUUGAAACAGAUUGCUCUUUGUCAGAUUAUGGCCCAGAUUGGAUCAUAUGUUCCAGCAGAAUAUGCUUCCUUUAGAAUUGCUGAACAGAUUUUUACAAGAAUAAGUACUGAUGAUGAUAUUGAAACAAAUUCAUCAACAUUUAUGAAGGAAAUGAAAGAGAUAGCAUAUAUUCUACAUAAUGCUAAUGACAAAUCACUCAUAUUAAUUGAUGAACUUGGCAGAGGUACUAAUACAGAAGAAGGUAUUGGCAUUUGUUACGCUGUUUGUGAAUAUCUGCUGAGCUUAAAGGCAUUUACACUGUUCGCUACACAUUUCCUGGAACUAUGCCAUAUAGAUGUUCUAUAUCCUAAUGUAGAAAACGUGCAUUUUGAAGUUCAACAUGUAGAGAACACCUCAAGAAAUAAAGAAGCAAUCUUGUAUACCUACAAACUUUCUAAGGGACUUACAGAAGAAAAAAAUUAUGGAUUAAAAGCUGCAGAGGUGUCGUCACUCCCACCAUCAAUUGUCUUGGAUGCCAAAGAAAUCACAAGUCAAAUAACCAGACAAAUUUUGCAAAGCCAAAGGAGUACCCCUGAGAUGGAAAGACAGAGAGCUGUGUACCAUCUAGCUACUAGGCUCGUUCAAACUGCUCGAAACUCUCAAUUGGAUCCAGACAGUUUACGAACAUAUUUAAGUAAUCUCAAAAAGAAGUAUGAAGCAGAUUUUCCCAGGGCUAAACAAGUUUCAGGAAACACUGAAGAAUAAUAGCAACUCACAUCUUAUACUAAUGAAAUAAUAUGUCUUAAUAUGAGGAACCUAGAAUUCAUUUUUCCCAAGAGCAAA
Lagenorhynchus albirostris (white-beaked dolphin) is the source of this 2658-nucleotide messenger RNA. It is a transcript of the gene MSH4, whose product is annotated as mutS homolog 4. Lineage: Eukaryota; Metazoa; Chordata; Mammalia; Artiodactyla; Delphinidae. The record is from RefSeq and is a predicted model, not a curated record. Gene Ontology annotation, biological process: reciprocal meiotic recombination; mismatch repair. The coding region runs from base 181 to 2580 and encodes 799 amino acids. Gene Ontology annotation, molecular function: mismatched DNA binding; ATP-dependent DNA damage sensor activity; ATP binding. Gene Ontology annotation, cellular component: nucleus. The transcript has 19 exons.